CAUUUCUUGUGCGGCAGAGAUUUCCUUCUCUCUCUUUCUCUCUCUCUCUAUUUAUAAACUCGGUUCAUUCUCUCUCUUGUCUCUCAUUCAUCAUUUAUAGCCCCUUCCUCUCCACCCCCUUCUCUCUCUUAUCAAUUCAACUGGGAAGGAAGGAAGGAAGGAAGGAAGGAAGAAAGGAAGGAGAGAAAGAAGAACAAACUUGAUAACGAAUUAUUGCUUCUCUUUUCCUUCUCCAUACGAACCUAUCAAUAUCAAUGCAGAGGCCCUCUGUUGUUGUUCGGAUGCCCACUUCCAGAUCCUAAGCCACCAUCAGAGGGCCUCUUCCUCACCUUCCGCAUCGUCACAGAUCGGACUAGACGCGCCACGAUGGAGUCCGAUCACGGCAAGCUCUUCAUUGGUGGCAUCUCCUGGGAUACCAAUGAAGACCGCCUUCGGGAUUACUUUAGUAGGUUCGGGGAGGUGGUGGAGGCUGUCAUCAUGAAGGACCGGACCACUGGCCGAGCCCGAGGAUUCGGUUUCAUUGUCUUCGCUGACCCUGCUGUUGCCGAGCGAGUUGUUAUGGAGAAGCAUAUGAUUGAUGGUAGACUGGUGGAAGCCAAAAAGGCCAUUCCCAGGGAUGAUCAAAACAUCCUUGGCAGGCAAACCAGCAGUGUUCAUGGCUCUCCUGGCCCUGCUCGCACCAAGAAGAUAUUCGUAGGAGGCCUGCCAUCCAGCAUAACAGGGGAUGAUUUUAAGAAGUACUUCCUUCAGUUUGGGCCUAUCUCGGAUGUUGUUGUUAUGUAUGAUCACAGCACCCAGAGACCAAGAGGUUUUGGAUUCAUUACAUUUGAAUCAGAGGACUCAGUUGACAAGGCAUUGUUCAAAACCUUCCAUGAGCUGAAUGGUAAAAUGGUCGAGGUCAAGAGGGCUGUUCCAAAGGAGCUGUCGCCAGGGCCUGUUAUUCGCUCACCAUUUACUGGAUACAAUUAUGGUAUGCAUAGAAUUAAUAGCUUUAUUAAUGGGUUUCCUCAAGGAUUCAGUCCAAGUUCCUUAGCUGGCUAUGGGAUGAGGACAGAAGCUAGGUUCAGUCCACUUGCCAGUGGACGAAAUGGCUACCCUGCGUUUGGUGCUGGAUAUGGAAUGGGGAUGAACUUUGAGCCAGGGUUCAACUCGAGCUUUGGAGGAAAUUCAAAUUACAAUAACAGUGUUAGUUAUGGUCGUGGCCUGGGUGCUUAUUAUGGUGGGAGCCCAAGUAGAUAUGCUAGUGCCAUUGGUUACGGUGGAGGUAAUCUUGGUACUGGAACAGGUAUUGGUUCAAUUGGUCGUAAUGUGUGGGGCAACGGUGGUCUUAACUUUACCACAAACUCUAUGAAUUCUAGUGCUUACAUGACCUCCGGAAGUGGAGACCUUGGAGCCUUUGGUAGUAGUAGUCUGAACUGGGGAGGGUCCUCUCCUCCUAUAUCAGCCCAGGGUGGAGUUAGCAAUGCUAGUUAUGCUGGAGAGAAUCUUGGUUUUGGAAGUGGUGGCAAUAGUUUUGGCCUUGGUGGCAACAGCUUCGGAAGGAGCUCUGCAACUGUUCCUGCUACCACUUCAUUGAAUGAUCCGGGUGACAGUUAUGGAGGAAAGUAUGCAGAUCUAUAUGGCAGUAGUUCAGUCUAUGGAGACCCUACCUGGCGGUCAGGAUCCAGUGACCUUGAUGCUUCUGGGCCAUUUGGUUAUGGCCUUGGUGGUGCAACUUCAGAUGUUACCACCAAGGAUUCCGCUGGUUAUGCAGCAGGUUAUAGUGUUACCAAUAGGCAGCAUAAUAGAGGUAUUGCUUCUUAGAGAUAUCGUUAUACCAUUUGAUGCUCGUUAUAGAUGAAGAUUUGAGUGAAUCAGUUGCAUGACUGUGGAUGUCAGUUAUCUCUUUGUUCAAAUAUAUGGGUUAGUUGAUUAUUUAGAGCUAACCAGAGUUGAUUUUGGAAAAUUCAAAUUCACGGAAGUCACGGACAAAAAGGGUUUUGUGUAAGGUUUGAAAUCUGAGUUUAAGAAUUCUACAUGACUAUACAUUUUGAGGUUUGAUUGAGUUGUAAAAACUGUUUAAGGGAUAUGUUCAGAAGAGUGUUCAGAUUUAUGUCGGCCAAGGCAUAGACUUCUAGUGUUGUUUAAAGCAAGAAAAAGAAUGUUGUAGUUUCUGGUGAGCUUGCUGUUUCUUGCAGCCUGCCAGGUAUGUCUUUUCUUCUUUUACUUUCUUUUUUUUCUUCUUAUGUAUUGGAGAUGUUGUUUAGUGUGGAACCUUUAGGGAUCUUAUUCAUAUGUGAUCCCUAUGAAUAAGUCAACAAAACAUUCAGAUUUGAUUCUAUUAAUACAUACCCCUUCAAGAA
Dioscorea cayenensis subsp. rotundata (Guinea yam) is the source of this 2342-nucleotide messenger RNA. Its product is annotated as heterogeneous nuclear ribonucleoprotein 1-like. Gene Ontology annotation, molecular function: RNA binding. The record is from RefSeq and is a predicted model, not a curated record. The transcript has 4 exons. Bases 367 to 1803 code for a protein of 478 amino acids. NCBI's taxonomy places the organism in Eukaryota, Viridiplantae, Streptophyta, Magnoliopsida, Dioscoreales, Dioscoreaceae.